This is a messenger RNA of Arabidopsis arenosa, 3406 nucleotides long. Lineage: Eukaryota; Viridiplantae; Streptophyta; Magnoliopsida; Brassicales; Brassicaceae. The record is from the annotation of a GenBank genome assembly.
AAUUCCCCAUUUGCUGUUGUCUUUCCUUUUCUUCUUCUUCUUCUUCCUUCAUUUUCCCGUGCAAUCUCUAACACCUUUGUUCAUCCAACAACAAAACCCUUUCUCUUCCUCAUCUCUCACACAUAAACCACUUUAGUUUUUGUUUUCCGGUUAUACGUUUAGAUAAGCUUCUUCUUUUCUCCGGUGGUUUACGUUGACGAUUGACUACUUCAAUUCUAAACCGAGCAAGCAAAUCUCUCUUGACGAAUUCAGCUAUUGAUCGUCUGUUUUUGUUUAUUUCUGGAUUCAAUGACGGGAUUUGGUUAAACGAACAAGAUUCAUUUCUCUGUUGUUCGAUUGCAUCUGUAAAAGGUUUUGAUUUCAGAGUGAGAUUUUAACGAAAUGCCUCACCGGACUACUUACUUCUUCCCGAGGCAGUUUCCUGAUCGUGGAUUCGAUUCGUUGUCGCUUAAGAAUGAUCACGAGAAGAAGAAAUCGUCUUCCAACGUUAGUGAGAGUUUUGGAUUUCAAAGAGAGAAUAAAUCUAAUGGAGUCGGCGAAGAUUCGAAUAAGGAGAAGGAGACGACUGUGUUCUCAUCUAAUUCUCUGCUUUCUAAAAGCUCCGUCGUUUCAGAUCUCUUUAGCGGUGGCGUUGAUGAUCGCAAGUCGGAGAAGAAGCAUCAGCAGCAACUAGCGGCUUUCUAUGAGUGGUUGGCGGAGAAGAAGGCUAAUCUCUCUAGGUCUUCUACUACUACUACUCAUGGACGCGCCGUGAAGCCCACGCGCUUCUCUAUGUCUAGUGACGCCGAUGAGGAGAGAGAGCACCUUCUGUUGUCUCCGGCUGAUCCGGCUUCGCUUCCUGCUACUUCUUCGCCGGAUUCUGUCAUCGCCGCGUCUUCUUCUUCGGCUCGAACGGUUAACAUCAAUGAACGAAACAUUGAUCGGAGCUUUGACAGGGAAGUUUCGCUUCCCCGAAUGUCGAGUGAGAGCAGCUUCGCUGGAAGUUUCUUCUCCGGGACGACCGUGGACGGGAAUUACUCCAAUUUCUCAAGUCAUACAGACGCAAGGGAAACUUCGACCACCACGCGUGUCUCUGUCACCAAGGAGGGAAGAGAAGUUGAGGUUAGGGAAGAGGGCAAAGAGCAAAGCAUAGCGCAGAAAUCAAAAGAAGGCUAUUACUUGCAAGUCACGCUUGCUAAGAGGCUAAGUUCUCAAGCAAACCUAGCCUGUGACUCUGUUCAUAUACAGAGCACAGAAACUAUCUCCUACCGUUUUUGGGUAAGUGGUUGUUUAUCAUACAGUGACAAGAUCUCAGAUGGAUUUUACAGUAUAUUAGGGAUGGAUCCGUAUCUUUGGUUGAUGUGUAACAAUUCGGAGGAAGGAAAACGAAUUCCUUCUCUUUUGUUACUAAAGGAGACUGAGCCGAAUGAUACAUCAAUGGAAGUGGUUUUGAUAGACAGACGUGAGGACUCACGUCUUAAAGAACUGGAGGACAAGGCACAUGAGCUGUAUUGUUCUUCAGACAACAUGUUAGUGCUCGUGGAGAAACUUGGCAGACUUGUUGCCGUUUAUAUGGGGGGGAAUUUCCAGGUGGAGCAAGGUGAUCUUCAGAAACGAUGGAAAUUGGUUAGCAAUAGACUAAAGGAAUUUCGGAAAUGUAUCAUUCUUCCUAUAGGUAGUCUAACAAUGGGCCUUUGCCGCCAUCGUGCCAUUUUAUUUAAGAAAUUGGCUGACUACAUAGGUUUACCAUGUCGGAUAGCUCGAGGUUGCAGGUACUGUAAAGAGAGCCACCAAUCUUCUUGCCUUGUCAAGAUUGACGAUGACAGAAAGCUUUCAAGGGAAUAUGUAGUUGACCUCAUCGGGGAACCAGGAAAUGUCCAUGAUCCGGAUUCCUCUAUCAACGGUGAAACACAGUGUCAGAUUCCUUCACCCCUUCAAAUGAGUCAUCUUACAGAUUUUCCCAGGCCUUGUGUGCAUAGUACAUCUCCUUCUCAUACUGUAGAGUCAAAGGCUUCUCGUGCUCUUUCUGAGAAUAUUCAACGUUUAGGAAGUCAAGGCCAUGUACACAAAGAAUUUGAGUUGCCUGAUAAUGCAGCGACAAUAUGUUGUGCUCAUGUUGAUCAAACUUGCUGCGCAAAAGCAUCAUCAAUGGUUUUGACAGAAUCUGUUCUUCGAGCUCUACCUCUUGAUAUACCAAACCUUAGUGAAGACAAGAUUCCUCCACAAGAAACCUGCAAAGAAGAAACCGUUCUAUUAGAAGAUCCGAUUGAAAAAACAGCUAUCAAGCAGCCAAACUUAUCAGUUGAACCAGAGAUAGUAGAGGCUGACACUCGAAAAGAUAAAAAAGGAAGGUUACCUGUUGACGCCAUCUCACCUUACUUGAUUAUUGAGCCUUCGUUGGCAUCGGAUUGGCUGGAGGUCUCAUGGAAUGAAUUGCAUAUCAAAGAGCGUGUUGGUGCUGGAUCAUUUGGAACUGUUCAUCGUGCUGAGUGGCAUGGAUCAGAUGUUGCCGUCAAGAUUUUGUCUAUUCAAGAUUUCCAUGAUGACCAAUUCAGAGAAUUUCUGAGAGAGGUUGCAAUAAUGAAACGUGUUCGUCACCCAAAUGUUGUUCUCUUCAUGGGUGCUGUGACAGAGCGACCCCGGUUAUCAAUAAUAACAGAAUAUUUGCCAAGGGGCAGUCUUUUUCGCCUUAUCCAUAGGCCAGCUUCUGGGGAGUUGCUAGAUCAGAGGAGGAGGCUACGUAUGGCAUUGGAUGUGGCCAAGGGGCUCAACUACCUACACUGUCUUAAUCCUCCUGUAGUGCAUUGGGACCUGAAAUCUCCAAAUCUACUGGUUGAUAAGAACUGGACAGUGAAGGUUUGCGAUUUUGGACUUUCAAGAUUCAAGGCAAACACUUUCAUACCAUCAAAAUCUGUUGCAGGAACACCUGAGUGGAUGGCUCCAGAGUUUCUUAGAGGGGAGCCAACAAAUGAGAAAUCAGAUGUUUACAGUUUCGGAGUAGUUCUAUGGGAGUUAAUUACUUUGCAACAGCCUUGGAAUGGACUCAGUCCUGCUCAGGUGGUUGGAGCAGUUGCAUUCCAAAACAGGCGGCUUAUAAUUCCUCCCAAUACCUCUCCGGUUUUGGUAUCUCUAAUGGAAGCUUGCUGGGCAGAUGAACCGGCUAAGCGGCCAGCAUUUAGCGGCAUAGUGGACACAUUGAAGAAGCUACUAAAGUCUCCAGUGCAGCUGAUCCAAAUGGGCGGAGACAAAGGGGUGCUUUGCGUUGAUUAGCUCCUGAAUUUGAUUUUAAAUUAGAAAAAUCAAUGAGACGAGAGAGGCCUUGCCUGGAAGAAUGGAAGGCUUUUUUUUUUUUUUUGGUUUUGUUUGUAUAGUAUAGUUUUUAUAUACUCUUUACUUGCGAGACAAUGAAUAAAAAAAAUUAUGAGAU